Triticum urartu is the source of this 1106-nucleotide messenger RNA. Lineage: Eukaryota; Viridiplantae; Streptophyta; Magnoliopsida; Poales; Poaceae. The record is from RefSeq and is a predicted model, not a curated record.
AGACAGGGCCGUGUGGAUAAGACCGAGUGCCCUCACAUGCCUCCACCACCUCACCGCGAGAGCAGCGGAGUGUCGCUUUAAUUAGCGCUCGUCACCCCCCACCAUUGCCUCCCAGCAUCACAAGUGUCCCUCCCCCAUCUUCUUCCUCCCCGCAACUCGCUGCUCCUCCCACAACCGAAGCUCAGUCCCGUGGCCACGCAGAACAAAAUGCAGCGAGCAAUUCAAGCUAUCGGAUCACAUGGCAGUGUGCUCAAAUCUGCUGUCCUGCAACACAUCAGUGUUGUGAAGCCUGCUAUGCUGCCCGCUGUGUUCCCACGCUUCAUGUCAGUAUCAUCUGCUCAAAUAGAGGAGAGUGGAUUUGAGAGCAGCACUGUUGCAGACAUUUUGAAGUCUAAAGGGAAGAGUGCCGAUGGAUCAUGGCUCUGGUGCACCACUGAUGAUAGUGUCUAUGAUGCUGUCAAAUCGAUGACACAGCACAAUGUGGGAGCUUUGGUGGUUGUUAAACCUGGGGAAGAUAAAUCAAUUGCGGGCAUCGUCACAGAGAGAGAUUAUCUCCGGAAAAUUAUAGUGCAGGGUCGAUCCUCCAAGUCAACCAAAGUUGGAGAUAUCAUGACCGAAGAGAACAAGCUGAUCACGGUGAAACCUGAAACCAGAGUCCUGAAAGCAAUGCAGCUGAUGACAGAAAAGCGUAUCAGGCACAUCCCGGUGAUCAGCGGCACGGAGAUGAUGGGGAUGGUCUCCAUCGGCGACGUGGUUCGCGCGGUGGUCAGCGAGCACAAGGAGGAGCUGAACCGGCUCAACGCCUACAUCCAGGGUGGGUACUAGGACCCAGCCGUUUUGCAGGGCGUCCCUUUGAGUGAACUCUACAAUAACGACCAGGGUGAUGAUGACGAAAUAGGCCGUGUUUCUUCGCGGACAAUGGCUGUUGAACUUGAAUUUGCGUGUUUGAUGUUUUCCUGCUUAUUUAGUGCAUAUUUCCGUGGCCGCGCGCGCCGCCGCGUGCUUGUUUCUGGAGCGUAUAGACCAUCCAUCUCAGCUGAUGGUGAUAGACGCAGAAUAAAGCUUGGGAGUGUCCCGGAAAGGAUACUUGAGUUUCACCGUGCUAA